AUCUAUUUCGAACCAGGGUCUAUGGUGGUAACCCCACGUUAAGUCGCGUCUUUGGAUUAUUUGACGCGACUUAAUUCAUUAAUUACUUCCCGAGCUCAUCUACCAGCACAUGUAACAGUUCAACAUUUACGGAGGCCUUGGCGAUAAAAGCUACAGCAACAAUGGCGCCCAUAGCAGAUAGCGGCAAUUCGGCAUCGAAGAGACCACUAAAUAACGAUAGCAUUGAUGAUUACGACGUCGAUGAUGACCCUUUCGCCCAGUUAGGGAUUGGAGCUACGAACAAUGAGCCACAGUCCAAAAAGCGGAAAGACGCUACAGGCCUAGGAAUUGACGAGGCCGUAGCUGUCCAAAAGAAACCAAGAGCACCUAAUGUGAAGCUAGACGAGAGUCGUCUAUUAUCGGCGAAGGGCAUACCGAGGUUGCGACGAAAGGCAUGCGAUUUGAAGUUUAAAGGAAAAGGCCACGAAUUCUCAGACACAGCUAGACUUCUCUCAUUCUACCAAUUAUGGUUCGAUGACCUCUUCCCGAAGGCGAAAUUCCUAGAUGCUGCAGCCAUGGCGGAGAAAGCGGGCCACAAGAAGUACAUGCGCAUGAAGCGAAUGGAGUGGAUUGACGAAGGAAAACCUAAACUUACAUCGGUUGAGGACUACUACGAAGAUCUCUUUGGCGAGCCCAACAACGCACCCGAGGAACGUGCGCCUGCAGUGUUCCCCGCAAAGCUUGCGCCCAUAUUCCAGGACAGCGAGAGGGCUAAGACACCAGCCCGAGAUGAUGUGCCCGACGAUGAAGAUUUGUAUGGUGCCACGCCGAUUGCUACCAGGACUAAACAACCCGAAAGCACGUCGCUGUUUGGAGGUGCAGAUAAUGCGGCGAGACCUGCAAAUACAUCACUGUUUGGAAAUGGAGCCAAUACGUCUCACAAUGAUGAACCAGACGAGGACGACCUCGAUGCGCUGAUGGCCGAGGAGGAAGCACAACGAACGAAACCGCCUGCUCCUCUUUUCGGCAAUGGGGGAAAUAAUAUGUCACAGGAUGAGCCAGAUGAAGACGAUCUGGAUGCGUUAAUGGCCGAGGCCGAGGCUGAAGCAGCGCCGAAAGCUCCAAGUAACGGGUUUGAUGUUGCGCCGAAACUGGCCCAGACUGUUGAGAAUGAGGAGGACGACCUGGAUGCUUUGAUGGCGGAAGCGGAAGCAGAGGAUCAAGGUCAGAAUCAAGCAAAACAAGCUAGUGACGAAACAAGUCGGAACCAAGAGAAAGCACCAGGCAAGCCAGAAAAUGUAGCAGAUAUGGAUGAGGAAGAGGCCAUGGCUGAAAUGGAUGGUCUCUGGUGAUGACUAGGUAAUACUGGAUGCCUAGACUUGACGCGACGACGUAAUGAACUAAUGGAUAUACCUGACAACCAGGCACCUAAAAUGUAAUUUUUAAUGCUUCUUUGUGACUUGUGC
This is a messenger RNA of Hypoxylon fragiforme, 1445 nucleotides long. RefSeq names its product Swi3-domain-containing protein. Gene Ontology annotation, biological process: replication fork processing; DNA replication checkpoint signaling; DNA damage response. Bases 162 to 1331 code for a protein of 389 amino acids. Gene Ontology annotation, molecular function: DNA binding. The record is from RefSeq and is a predicted model, not a curated record. Gene Ontology annotation, cellular component: nucleus; replication fork protection complex. NCBI's taxonomy places the organism in Eukaryota, Fungi, Ascomycota, Sordariomycetes, Xylariales, Hypoxylaceae. The transcript is spliced from 2 exons.